AUGUUGAGGAAUUACAUUAAAAACUAGAAAUCAUAUUCCAAUUUUAAUCUUUAUUAGGAUUAUUAAAUAAUAUUAGAUAAUUCUUAAGGUUCUUUUUGUGUUUAGCUAAAUCCAAACAUAGAAUAGCAAAUUGCUAAAAAUACUAGUAAUGAUUUUUGUUAAUCAAUUUAAUAAUAAGCCGAAAACUCAGUUAACUGCGCAUAUAAUUACUGUUUGAAUGAAAAUUAUAAUUGUGUUCCACUUAGUAAUUAAGAUGGAUACAGAGGUUUUUGCAUUUAUAAUAACUAAUGUGUACCCAUUUCAGGCAUAUAUUUAGGUAAGGAUGAAAAUUAAAAAUGCGUAACUAGUUUAUAAUGUACUAACUAUCCUAUUCCUUAGUUAAUAGAUUGCUAAUUUAGUCUAGAAAUAUGUUUUGAAAAUAACUAAUGCUAUUUUUUAAAUGAUGUUAGUGGCACUGGUUGUUCUUCAUAAAGUUUGGUGUAAAUGUAUGGAGCAGAUAUGGAUGGAAACUGUUUACAACAAUAUUAAAUGUAGGCGAUUAAAUGUUCCUCAGGUUAUUGCAUAAUCAAUAAUUAUUGUCAAAAAUAUAAUAACUAAUAUGUUGGAAGAGAUAAAAACUACAAUUGCUUAAAAGAAAAAUAAAUAACAGCUAUUGAAUGUGAAAAUUAAUUCUGCCUAUUGCAUUAAAGAAUAUUAAAGAGUAAUCCAUAAUAAUGUAUUACUAUAGAUUCGCCUAAUUAGCCAGCAUCAACAUGCGCCUAUGGAUAGUAUUGUAAAGAUCCUGUGACAUUAUAUUGUGUUCAAAUGUAGCCAGGAUAUUGCUAAUCAUAUAAGUAAAGUAACUGUAAGUCAUGCCCUGACUAAACAUGCAAAAAUAAUAGCUAGUAAACAUGUGUUGAAAUGAUAAAUUUAUAGUUACUGUCUAAUUAGUGCAUAAUUAAAUAGAGACCUGAUGUUCCUUGCUAAAUUAUUGACACAAAUUAAUAUUUAAACUAAAUUUUGGUUAACCCUUCCUAUCCUAUACAAUGCACAAAUACUUUGAGGAUGUGCCAAAACCUCUCAAAAAGUUCUUAAUUUUGUUAAUCUUGCCCAAUUAACUUUAUUUAGCCAGGAAAUGGAAAAUGUUAUAAUUUAGAAGAAUAAUAGGAAAACUAAUAUAAUUCGAAUUCCUUUUAUUCUUUUUUGAACACAAUUUACAUUUCAGAAAGCUUUGGUGUUGAAGAUUCUUAAUAAUGUCCAUAUAAAAAUAAAUCCUUAAAAAAUCAUUUGCAUUUCUAUAAAAAACUUUUAGAGCAUUGA
Tetrahymena thermophila SB210 is the source of this 1299-nucleotide messenger RNA. RefSeq lists its product as hypothetical. NCBI's taxonomy places the organism in Eukaryota, Ciliophora, Oligohymenophorea, Hymenostomatida, Tetrahymenidae. The record is from RefSeq and is a predicted model, not a curated record. The transcript is spliced from 9 exons.